Plasmodium vinckei vinckei is the source of this 4404-nucleotide messenger RNA. Its product is annotated as potassium channel, putative. The coding region runs from base 1 to 4404 and encodes 1467 amino acids. The record is from RefSeq and is a predicted model, not a curated record. The transcript has a single exon. Gene Ontology annotation, biological process: potassium ion transport. NCBI's taxonomy places the organism in Eukaryota, Apicomplexa, Aconoidasida, Haemosporida, Plasmodiidae. Gene Ontology annotation, cellular component: membrane.
AUGAAAAUCGAAUUUCUUUCUAUAAAUGACACAUUUUGUUUAGUAAAAAUUGGUUUCAAAUAUGUGCUUGCUUUAUUUAACGGAUUCUAUUUAAUAAAAAUGGUGUCGCAUCCUAAUGAGCAUAGUAUUAUUAUAAGCAAGAUGAUAUAUAUAGGAAUAGGAAUAUUAUUGAAAAUAAUCCUAAUAAUAAUAUAUUGGAUAUAUUUCAUGGAUAUUUAUGUAUUAAAAAAAAAAUCUAAUAAAAAAUUCUUUGGAAAUGUUUUUUGUAAUUCAAAUAAAAUCGUAGAUACAAAUAUAAGCACAAAAUUAAUAGAAUCAGACGAUUUUGAAUAUAAGAAAUUGAUUAAGAAAUUUUUUUUAAAAAAAAUAUAUUAUUCAUUAAAAAAAAGUCACAAAAUAGUGGAAUUAUAUAUGCUAAAGAUAUAUAAUAGCGAUUUUAAUUGUUAUUUUUGCAACAUACGAGAUAUAUUAUAUGCCAUAAUAUGGUACAUUAGCUUAUAUUAUUGGAGAAGAGAUGAAUAUAAUAUUUUAUGGUCUUUUAACAAAAUACCUAUAUAUCUAUAUAACAUAUUACUAAUCCUUUUAUCAUCAUCAUAUUUUGAUUUAGUUAUGAUUAUAAUAAGCUACAACAAAAGUAAAUAUCAUAUUAUGAAAUCAAAAUUAUUAAUAGAUGUCUUUUUUAGUUCUCCAAGUGCGUUUUUUUUUUCAAGACAUUUUUUUGUUCUAGAAAAUGGAAUCGAUAUAUAUUUUUUAAUGGGAUUUCUAAGAGUUAUUAAAGUGUUUCUCAAUGUUUCUUAUGCAAAAACAGAAAAAAAUUAUUUUUUGACAAAUACUGAAAUAAAAGUUAUUCGUAUUAUACUAGGAGUAUUGCUAUUAUGUAAUGCCUUUGCUUCAACUCUUUAUACUAUACAAGCCAUCCAUCCGUAUAAUAUAGACAACGAUGGUUUUUAUUAUAUUCUCAGUAAUUAUUUAGAUUAUUUUUAUUUUUCAAUUAUAUCUAUUUCUACAGUUGGCUAUGGGGAUAUCAUUCCUACUAAUAAAUUAAGUAGGGUUGUUUGUAUAUUUUUUAUAUUUUGGACAUUUAUUUGGGUUCCAAUACAAUUUAAUGAUUUAAUUAUUUCGAUUUUCUGCAAAAAAAAAAUUUAUGGAAAACUUAGUAUGAAUAAUCAAAAAUUAAUUUUACUAAUUGGCGAUAUCCAGCCUGAACAAUUAAAUACUUUUUUUUUUGCAUCAAUAGCAUAUGGGAAUAAAUUAAAAUUUCACAUACUAACUACCUAUCCUAUAAAUUUAUAUGAAGAACAAAUAAAAAUAGCAGAUAACUAUUGUAUAUCAAUAUACAUUAAAAAUUUUGACAUAAAUGAAAAACACAACACUAAUCUAUUAUAUAGUGUCAAUGCGCAAAAUGCUUAUUAUAUGUUUUUGUUUUCUAAUAAGUUUAAUAAUGGUUAUUAUAAUAUAGACACUAAAUCUUUUACACGGUUAUUAAUUUUAUCAAAGUUUUUACAAGGAGAAAAAAAAAAUGCAGUUAUUGAAUUGCGAAAUGAAUGUGUAUCCAAUAUAGUUAAAUCUAUAGGGUGUGAACAGUUUGCUAUUGUUAAUCUAAAAUAUUCUUUAAUAGUAAAAAAUUUAGUAUGCCCUGGAUUUAUAACUUUUCUUUCGAAUUUAUUUACAGCAUAUAAUUAUAAUGAAAAUCCUUAUUAUUUUAAUAAUAGUAAUUAUUUUCAUUCUUUUAAUUUUAUAGCCGAGUUUAAUAAAGGAUCUAUAGCAAAAAUAUUUUCUUUUGCUGUUCACGAUAAUAUGAUUGGGUUAAAUUUUGACAAAUUAUUUUACAGAUUAUAUGAAUCUUUGGGUAUUUUACUUAUAGGAAUUGAAACUUCUCACAUGAAUAAUAACAAUUUUGUAUAUUCAAAAAAGAAAAAUCCACGUUUUUUCUUUGGAAAUAUGGAUAGAAGUAUGAUUAAGGGAAACAAAAUAAGUCUACGAACUAGACGAACAGACCAAAUAGAGGGACAAAAAAAAUUGAAAUUUAAACUUAUAUAUUUGUGCUUUCUAAAAAGGUAUCUUCAUUCACUUAGUAGAUAUAAAUCCAAUAACACCAAAAUGGUUACUAUAUUAAAUAGUAAGAAAAAUAACUCAAAAAUGAAUAACCACAAUAAAAAAAGUUAUUUAAAAGAAAUGCCUAGGUUGUUAGAAAUGUUAAAUGACCAUGUGCACCUUACAAAAAAAUCGAAUCUAAGCACAGUAAUAUGGAAUAAUGAUAUAAAAGAAUCUUAUAAAGAGACAAAUAAAAAAAGUUAUCAUUACAUAAUUGACACAAACAGCAUUAAUGGAGUGUAUAAAAACAAUAUUCUAGAAAAGGGAAAGAAAGACAGGAGGGAUAAAUAUAUAGGUAAUAAACACACUACUGAUAUAUAUAUCAGUACAAAUGAAAGUUAUCAAAAUAAUAGGUUAAGGAAUCGGCGCCCCAAAAAUGGAAAACCUUAUUUUGGGAUGUUAAAGAAUAGUAACGACAAAUUAAUUCAUACAAAAAAGAUGAAUAAUUAUUAUGAGUGCUACAGCAAUAAUGGUAAUAUAAAUGAAAUAAAUAUCCAAAAUAAAAGAAGUGAGAAGCCAAAAUGUUAUUUGAAUUUAUUAGGGAAAAAUUAUGUCAUGAAAGAAAAUGAUAAAUGUAUAGUUCUUGCAAACUCAAAGAAGGUUAUAAAUUAUUUAUCAAAGGCCAAAAAUUUAUAUUGGCUAUUUGAAAUUAGCACCACAAAAGUGGAUAAAACUACAUAUGAUUUAAAAUCGAUCAUAAAAACAAAACAAUGCUUUAACAAAACCACUAGUUCUAAUUUGGAAAAUGAUAUUCCUAUUAUGCCAUAUAUGAAAAAUAAAUCGAUAAUCAAUAAGCAUAGUUCAAAAAUAAUGCCGAUGGAUUAUUAUGGUCUAUUCAAUGGCUAUAAAAGUUUUCGAGGAUUUCCUCAAAGAAAUUAUGGAAUAAACAAAAAUAUUUUAAGAAUAUCCUGCAAAGAGAGUUUUAACAACGGUAUGAAUAGUAAUAGAAGUAGUAAUGAUAGAAGUAGCAGUUCGCCCAAACUUGGUAUAGAUAAAAACACAUUGUCUUUAACUAAAAUUUCUAAUGAAAAUAGCCAUAUAAAUUCAAACUCAAAUGAUAAUUACACUGUAAAUUAUGAGCACCAUGAUCAAUAUUUUUUCAAAGGAUGUGUAAAUUGGGGAAGUUGCAACAAUAGCAACACAAGUAUACAUGAAAAUACACAAAAUGAAGUAUAUCCAACCAAAGAUGUAAUGAAUAAUGUAGAUAAGCUGGAAGGAGGCAAAUAUACUUUCGAGGUUAAUCUAAAUGAUACUAUGUUGGUGGAAAAUGAUUACAAUGCACUCCAAAAAGAGAAUAUUAAUCAUUUUGCUUCAAUAAAAAAAAGUAAUAUCAAUAGUAAUAAUACGAUAUGCGAACAAAUAAGGAAGUUAAAUAAUAACUUCAUGUUUAAAAAAAAUGAAAAAAAAACAAAAAGAAAAAAUGAUAAGCAGAAUACUAAUGAUAUAUUAGAAAGAGGGAAAAUUGCCGUUGCCUAUUCCUAUUUGGAUGCAUGCCACAAAUAUUUUGUUCAUAGUGCAGAAAAUAAAAAAUUAUUACUAUUAAUAAAUUAUACUUCAAAUAUAAUACAGCUAGUUAAGUUGAUAAAUAAAACAUGCAAGUAUAACAUAAUUAUAUUGACAAAUGAACUAUCAGGUGUUAAUAUGCAUCAUAUAUAUAAUGUUGUUUUUAUAAAAUGUAAAACUAUGGAUGAUUAUAACUUAUUAAAUGCCGGAUUGCUUCAAGCAGAAUACAUAUUAAUUUUACCAACAGAAGUUAAUGAUAUAAAUGAAAUUAAUGAAAUAGACAUGAAUAAUAUAAUAUUAACACGAAAAAUUACAUACUUGCUAAAAAAAAAAAAAAGAAAUUAUUUUAUAAAUAAUAUAAUCACAGAAUUGGUUAACCCUACAAAUAUUAUUUUUCUUGAAGAAAAUAAUAUGAUAAAAAUGACUGAAAAAAAAUCGUCUUAUAGUGAUUUCUUUCCUUAUAUAAACUCUACUCAAUUUUAUAGUAGUAAUAUAAUUUCUGAAACAAUGCUGUAUAAUUUUAUGGUCCAUCAUAAAAGUUUCACAAAUUUUCCAGUGUGUAAUAACACAUUGAAACAUUUAAUAAAAGAUGUUAAAAUAAUUUAUGCGUGUGAAUUAAGGAAAUAUUCUGAUUUCUCUUUUAAAAAAAUUAAAACAUUUCGUGAUCUUUUCCUUUUCUUAUCAAAAAAAUCUAUUAUAGCAAUAGCUUUAUAUAGAAAAGGAGACAAGCAUGUCCCCUUUUAUAUUUACACAAAACCUUGCGAAAAUUGUUCAAUACGAUUUGAUGAUAUUGUUUAUGUUUUGUAG